Gongylonema pulchrum is the source of this 880-nucleotide messenger RNA. The record is from the annotation of a GenBank genome assembly. NCBI's taxonomy places the organism in Eukaryota, Metazoa, Nematoda, Chromadorea, Rhabditida, Gongylonematidae.
AACAGCAACCACCUCGCCGCGCACAACGCGUUACAUGGAGCGAUGAUAUCAAGUAAAACGAUUUGAAUUUGUUUUCUUUAUUUCAGCUUGCAAUUUUUCUUUGUUGGGGCACGACAGUCAGCUGCAAUUGUUGUAUUUUUGCAGGGAAUGUCUAGUAAAUGUUGGUGAUGACGAUGAAUCAAAGCAGCAGCAGGAGACCACCAGUAAAGAAGAACAGUCGUCGACAGCAGCACCAGCCGAUAGCAGCCAGACAAAACCGAUGUCCCAGGACUCGAUGUAUGAUGAGACGUGCGAAACUAUUAUAACGGCUCUGUGUACGGUUGGCAAGCCAUGUUUGGUGGAGCAUUCCUACAUUGGUGCUGCAAUUACGAAUACCUCUAGCCAGGACCUGACGCUUGUUGGUAUUGGUGUGUCAAUAUUUGGUACAAUGAUAAAUCGUUGUCAGGUUAGCACAGAUGGGCCCAUGGGUGAACCUGGAUUUCAACAGACCAGAUUGAAUAUAGAUGUUGAAACACCUACAUCGAACACAGCCGAUGGGGCAAACGAUGCGGAAGCAGCAGCAGACGGUGCUCAGACCAGUAGUAGCAUUAAUGAAGCUAGUAAAGAUGUGCCACUUCGUCCACUUUUGGCUUUCUUCCAAUUGGAAAACGCAGAAACUUAUGGUCCCAGAAAACGAUUAAUUUCUACACCUGAGCCAUAUGAGAAGUGGUCCUCGACACCAGUGAAGAACGAACUGAAGUUCGACGAUAAAGGUGGAAGUGAUUAUAUGCCGAUCAAUUACGAACCGCAACCAACUGAAAUUUCGUUUGUUCAGUGUUUCCGAUUACCUGCUCCCCUGAAUAAUACCGAUAUGGAAAUAUCAGCGAUUGUUCCAGUGCAA